GGCGCUCAUACCAGGUUCCUUAUUAGUAAAUUGAAAAAAAAAAACCGCUCUUGUUUGAUAUUCGCGCACAACCAUUUGAUAAAGCGUGAAUCUGACGUGGCUUCGAAUGGAUUGUUUAACGCCGUUGCCAUGGAAACAGAAUCUUUGCGCCGCGUAACUCGACCGUAAUUUUGAUUGACGGAUGAAACGCCGCCCAGGAGACGCGGAGACUCAAGUAUUCCCACAGAUGUCGGCGUCCACACGGCGACAACAAAGUUGAGAGUGAGAGGACGUAGUUCAUGGCCAACAGCAGCACCUGAAGACGCUUCUCCGCUUAGAAACCUCGCCAUGGACGUGCUAAAAUCAGCCAGAAGGGCUUUUAUUCGCAGUCCCAGCCUGACCAAACAGUCCCGGAGCUCAGGCAAACACCAGAAGCUCCCUGAGAACUGGACUGACACGAGAGAGACUCUUCUGGAGGGAAUGACCUUUAACCUUCGGCAUCUGGGCAUGACUCUGGUGGACCAACCCAAAGGCGAGGAGCUCUCAGCCGCUGCUGUCAAGAGGAUUGUUGCCACUGCCAAAGCCAGUGGGAAGAAACUGCCCAAAGUGGCCCUGAAAGUGUCUCCUCAGGGAAUCGUCCUGUGUGACAUUGUGUCCAACCAGCUGAUCGAGAACAUUUCCAUAUUCAGGAUAUCAUACUGCACAGCUGACAAGAUGCAUGACAAAGUGUUUGCUUUCAUCGCCCAGAACCAGCAGAAUGAGACACUGGAGUGCCACGCAUUCCUCUGUGCCAAACGGAAAGUGGCCCAGGCGGUCACACUCACGGUGGCUCAGGCCUUCAGAGUGGCCUUCGAGUUCUGGGAGGUUGCCAAAGAAGAGAGAGAGAACCGUGUGAAAUGGGAUUCAGCUGGAGAGACGUCCAACAGUUCACAGUCAGAGAGAUCGGUCAGCCUGAACAGCCUUAAAGUAGGAGCAGUAGCUACAGAGAACCUGUUGGACAUUGAUGAUUACUCAUCUGCUGUGGAAAAUGUGGACAAUCCUACCGAAUCCAACAACAACAGCACCACCCUAUGGGAGAUGGAUGAUGGUCUGGAAGAGGCUUUUUCAAGCUGCAGUUUGGAUAGCUAUGAGUACUCUCCAGACUCGCUGAGUCUCGUACUAACCCCCAGGUCCUGGACAUUGGGGUGAUGCCUCAGGACUGGAACUCUGAGACCGACUGGGACAAGACCAAUGGAAACGCACCAAACGCCGAUGAGCUCUUCAGUCUCUGAGCACAGAUAGGUUUGUGGAAGGAAGUAGAUCCGGGAACCUCAUGCAGGAGUCUUCUGCCAGUCGGGAAAGUGGCACACUGGUCCUUCUUGUCCCGAUCAUCUGGUCCAUCACACCAAAGCAAUAGCAGAUGAGUUUAUUUUUAAAAAAAAAAAAAAAAAAAAAAAAAACCCUAUACUAUAACUGAGUUUACAUGCUUUAUUUUUAUCAAUCAAAUUGUAUACAGAAUAAUGUAUGUAGAUACCAGAGUCAGUAUUGUUUCAUGUAUGUUUAUCAUAUGAAAUGUAACAUUGUGUAUAUUCAGGUGCACUGUAGAGUUACUUUAAGGUCUAACCCUGUAGUUUGCUGCUUUGAGAUUCAUUUAUCACCACAAUGCUCUUCUUUAAUGAUAAAUUGGCGUUAAAUUGACAGUACAGCUUAUCUUUAGUGUCUUAUGAGGCUUGUGAAUAAUAUUUUGAUAUAUUUACAUAUUAUUUUUUAUUUAAUCCAGACUGUAUGAUUGUUAUAACACCCAAAGGGGCCAUUUAAUAUUUCUCUAAAAAAAUCUAAUAAAAGUGUUAAUAUUAUCUAAGAAUUAA
Molecule: messenger RNA, 1826 nt
Organism: Cyprinus carpio (common carp)
Lineage: Eukaryota; Metazoa; Chordata; Actinopteri; Cypriniformes; Cyprinidae
Gene: ldlrap1a
Product: low density lipoprotein receptor adaptor protein 1a
Exons: 10
Coding region: 328-1167 (279 amino acids)
Cellular component (GO): early endosome
Source: RefSeq, a predicted model, not a curated record